UCCCCAGCUGCGGGGGUCCCAGCCUUCUCUCACCCUCCCCAGUUACGAGGUCCCAGCCUCUCCUCCCUUCCUUUCCGCAGCUGCCGGGCUCUCAGCCUCCUCUUCCUCCGGGGGCCCAGCCUCAUCUCUGUCCCCUUCCCCAGGCUGCAGCUCUCAGGCUUCUCUGUCUCCCUCCCCAGCUGCGGGGUCCCAGCCUCCCUUCCCUCUCCUGCCUCCCUGGGCUACCUCCUCCUUCCCACCUGGCCUCCUAACUUCCCUCCCUCUUUCCCUCCCUCUCCUCUUCCCGCCAGUCUCCUCCUGGGUGGAGGGGGGACCUAACUCUCUCUUCUUGCCCACAGCUGGGAAUCCCAGCCCUCCCCCUUCUUCCCUCUCCUCUCCCCUGCCCCGGGAUUCCCAGACUCCUCAGCUUUCCUUUCCUUUCCUCCCUCAUAUGGAAAUCCUGGUCUCCUCUCCCCUCCUUCCCCCCUAGUCUGUGCACAUCCCUUUCCACCUGCCCCCACAACUCUCUUCCCUCUAAGAGGAGCAGUUCCUUAAUCUUUUAAAACAUGAGCUUUUCUUAGUAAUUCUUUUGUCUUUAUUCCCUCCCCAUCCCCCCCCCCCCCCGCAACGAGUUUAUUUCUUUUCUUUGGGCUCUGAUUUCCAGACCUCUCCCUAGAUUCAUUGCUGCCUAUGCCCCAGACCCUGCUUUUCCCUUGUUGAGGUUGGAGGGACCCUCCCCUCAAAGAACAGCAUAAGAAGAUGCCGGGGCCUGGCUUCUGUGGUCUCUCCCCACUCCGGGUGUUCCCCUCCGUGUUUGUGGCGGCUGCCCUGCUAGGAUUGCUUCCAGUACUGAGGAGCCAUGGGCUGCAGAAUACAGUGACAUCAAAGGUGUCCACCAUGGGCUUGUACAUAGGCCCUGGCGAUGGGGAUGUCACCUCAGCUCCACCAGAGGUCAGCCACGAAGUCCACCCGGUGACCAACCAUUCGGGGCCCUUUCAUGGGAAGCCACGCAAGCCUUUUCCUGUCCUUGGCAUCGAUUAUACUCACGUGCGGACCCCCUUCGAGAUCUCCCUCUGGAUCCUGUUAGCGUGUCUUAUGAAGCUGGGUUUCCACGUGAUCCCCACCAUCUCCAACAUCGUCCCCGAGAGCUGCCUGCUGAUCGUGGUGGGGCUGCUGGUGGGGGGCCUGAUUAAAGGGGUCGGGGAGAGCCCGCCCGUCCUGGAGUCGAAGAUCUUUUUCCUCUUCCUCUUGCCCCCCAUCAUCCUGGAUGCUGGCUACUUCCUGCCCCUGCGCCCAUUCACAGAGAACCUGGGCACCAUCCUGAUAUUCGCCGUGGUGGGCACGCUGUGGAAUGCCUUCUUCCUCGGUGGGCUCAUGUACGCCGUGUGCAUGGUCGGGGGCCCCCAAAUCAAUGAGAUCGGCCUCCUGGAGAACCUGCUGUUUGGCAGCAUCAUCUCAGCCGUGGACCCCGUUGCCGUGCUGGCCGUGUUUGAGGAAAUCCACAUCAAUGAGCUGCUGCACAUCCUCGUGUUCGGGGAGUCCCUGCUCAAUGACGCUGUCACCGUUGUGCUGUACCAUCUCUUUGAAGAAUUUGCCGGCAUUGACCAAGUGACGCUCGUCGACAUCGUCCUGGGCUUCCUGAGCUUCUUCGUGGUCUCGCUGGGGGGGGUGUUUGUGGGGGUGGUCUACGGCAUCAUCGCGGCCUUCACCUCCCGCUUCACCUCCCACAUCCGGGUCAUCGAGCCGCUCUUCGUCUUCCUCUACAGCUACAUGGCUUACCUGUCAGCUGAGCUCUUUCACCUGUCUGGCAUCAUGGCGCUCAUCGCCUCAGGGGUGAUGAUGCGUCCCUAUGUGGAGGCCAACAUCUCCCACAAGUCCCACACCACCAUCAAGUACUUCCUAAAGAUGUGGAGCAGCAUCAGCGAGACCCUCAUCUUCAUCUUCCUGGGCGUCUCCACUGUGGCCGGCUCCCACCACUGGAACUGGACCUUUGUCAUCAGCACGCUGCUCUUCUGCCUCAUUGCACGGGUGCUGGGUGUGCUGGGCCUCACAUGGUUCAUUAAUAAGUUCCGCAUCGUGAAGCUGACCCCCAAGGACCAGUUCAUCAUCGCCUACGGUGGCCUGCGUGGGGCCAUUGCCUUCUCCCUGGGCUACCUCCUGGACGUGAGGCACUUCCCAAUGAGGGAGCUGUUCCUCACAGCCAUCAUCACCGUCAUCUUCUUCACCGUCUUCGUGCAGGGCAUGACCAUCCGGCCUUUGGUGGACCUGCUGGCUGUGAAGAAAAAGCAGGAGAGCAAGCGAUCCAUCAAUGAGGAGAUCCACACCCAGUUCCUGGAUCACCUUCUGACGGGCAUUGAGGACAUCUGUGGCCACUACGGCCACCACCACUGGAAGGACAAACUCAAUCGGUUCAACAAGAAGUACGUGAAGAAGUGUCUGAUUGCCGGGGAGCGCUCCAACGAACCCCAGCUCAUCGCCUUCUACCACAAGAUGGAGAUGAAGCAGGCCAUUGAGCUUGUGGAGAGUGGGGGCGUGGGCAAGAUCCCUCCUGCGGUCUCUACUGUCUCCAUGCAAAACAUCCAUCCCAAGGUACCCUCGGAACGAAUUCUGCCAGCCCUGUCCAAGGAUAAGGAGGAGGAGAUUAGGAAAAUACUGCGUAACAACCUACAGAAGACGCGACAGCGGUUAAAAUCCUACAACAGACACACGUUGGUGGCUGAUCCUUUUGAGGAAGCCUGGAACCAGAUGCUGCUGAGGAGACAAAAGGUUCGGCAGCUGGAACAAAAGAUCAAUAACUACCUGACGGUGCCGGCCCACAAACUGGACUCUCCUACCAUGUCCCGAGCUCGAAUUGGCUCAGAUCCCCUAGCCUAUGAGCCAAAGCCUGACUCGGAAAACCUGCCUAUAAUCACCAUUGACCCCGCCUCGCCCCAGUCCCCCGAGUCUGUGGACCUGGUAAAUGAAGAACUGAAGGGCAAAGACUCGGUGCUGGAGGAGGGAGAGGAAGACGAGCAGGGCCUUGUGAUGCACCCCAAGGAGCCCUCCUCCCCAGGCACAGACGACGUCUUCACCCCGGAGCCGGGGGAUAGCCCCAGUGCCCAGCGCAUGCUCCGAUGCCUCAGUGAUCCCGGGCCUCGCCCGGAGCCAGGUGAAGGAGAGCCCUUCAUUCCCAAGGGCCAGUAACGGCAGGGCUGGGGGCCUCUGAGAACCCGUGGGGGCCUCUCCCCUUCCUUACAGCAUGGCAGCUGGGCUCCAGCACGGCUUCCCACUCCCGCCGGGCAGGGCCCGUCUCUCCUCCCAGCGCCAGCCCUCAGAAGGUGGCACAGUGGACACCCUGAGAAGCUUCUCUCCCCUCCCCCUCCUGCCGAGGACAGUGAGGCUGAUUGCUGUGCAUAUCCCUCCUUGGGGCUGGACAAGCGGCUGGCAUUAAUAACCUCUCCCUCAUCUUCAAACGCUGGAUUUUCAGAACUCUGGGGUCCUGGCCAGGGCUUGAGGCUCUCCCUGAUGGCCCAGACCCUCAUUACCCAGCAGGCAAGGCCUUCCUCCCCUGUCUAGUUCCGAUAGGCUUUUGUUCUCCUUAAACCCUAUCAGUGUCUGUAACCAAAGAGCCGUCUCCUCCCUGGCACGUGCUCCCUGCUGGGCUGGCCACCUUGGUCCUGCUCUGCCUGGGGGUGGGGAAUCCAGAAGCAAUGCAGCUGUUUACCCCUGCCUGCCCCCAGCCCCUAAUUCGAUUCACCCAACACCUAGUAAGGGCCUGCUCUGCGCAGGGCCCUGCGUACAGCAUGGAGCCUACAGAGGAGAAGGUGGAGUGGCCCAAGAGAGGGGGUAUGGGGGGUGUCAGUCCUGGAAGGCUUCUUUGGGGCCAAGCAAGGAGUCCUGCCAGCCCUAGAGUGUGUUGGUGGAAGCCCGCCUCGAACUGAAGCUUGUGAAAGCAGGCUGUCAGGAAUGGAGCUUCAUUUCCCUUCCCCAGAAUCCAGAGUUCUCAGCCAUGGACCCCACCCCCACCCCACUGCCCCCACAGGCUCUGCUUUAUAAGGAAAUGCUGAUACCCCCCCACGGUGUCCUGGUCCUCCCCAUUCCCGUUGCCCCAGCAUCUCUGGGACUAAGCCAGUGGCACCCAAGCAGUUUCCCUAGGGGACCUCCUUCUACAAAUCUCUGUUCUGUGCCUCCCCAUCAGUCAGUCUCUUGAGACCCCCUGCUUUUAAUGUCUUUCUUGGGGACUCCCCUCCCCACAGUAUGUGUCCGUGUAUCCCUGGCACCUCCAUGAGGGAGGGUCAGGAUCAUAGGGCCUCAAGACCACCUCCCCUCACCAGGGUCCAUAGAAGCAGGUGCCCACAGGCCCUGCCGUCCUCUACACACACAACCCUGCCAGUAGCUGUCACCCGUCCUGGUCCUGCUGUCUAAGUAUCUGUGAUCCCGGAGGUGAUCAGGAGGUCAGGGGCUGCUCCUCGACCCCAAGGAAGGGAUGUCGUGAGGCCCCGCUUCUGUCCCUCAGAAUAAACACCACCUCCCCCCCACCAUGAUUGUGCAAUAUUUUCUCUUCCCCUCUAUACCCCUCACCCCCUUGGGCCUGGCUGCCCCUCACCACCACCAUCCCUUGCCUGGGUGCGCACGCUGUCCCUGGCAGAAAUAGCUAAGCAAUGAGGAGGCUGACUGGGUGUAAGGCUGUGGUCACCACCUCCCCCUCCCACCCCUCCCACCCCACCUCCUACCUCCCUGUGUACAAAAUGAAACAAAUCUUUUUCAUAUUC
Vombatus ursinus (common wombat) is the source of this 4730-nucleotide messenger RNA. It is a transcript of the gene SLC9A1, whose product is annotated as solute carrier family 9 member A1. The record is from RefSeq and is a predicted model, not a curated record. The transcript has 12 exons. Gene Ontology annotation, biological process: sodium ion transport; proton transmembrane transport; regulation of pH. Gene Ontology annotation, molecular function: sodium:proton antiporter activity. The coding region runs from base 739 to 3162 and encodes 807 amino acids. Gene Ontology annotation, cellular component: membrane. Lineage: Eukaryota; Metazoa; Chordata; Mammalia; Diprotodontia; Vombatidae.